AUGGCAUUUCUUUCCUUCCUUCUUUCUUUCUUUCUUUCUUUCUUUCUUUUUCUUCUUACGUUGCUCGCCGACAUUUCUUUCUUUCUUUAUUUGCUCACAUUUCUUUCUUUCUUUCUUUCUUUCUUUCUUUACUUGCUAACAUUUCUUUCUGUCUUUCUUUCUUUACUUGCUAACAUUUCUUUCUUUCUUUCUUUCUUUCUUUCUUUCUUUCUUUCUUUCUUUCUUUCUUUCUUUCUUUCUUACGUUUGCUUGCCGAUAUUUCUUUCUUUACUUGCUAACAAUUCUUUCUUUCUUUCUUUCUUUUUUCUUCCUUUCUUACGUUGCUUGCCGACAUUUCUUUCUUUCUUUCUUUUUUCUUUCUUUCUUUUUUCUUUCUUUCUUACUUUAUAUCUAUCUAUCUAUCUAUCUAUCUAUCUAUCUAUCUAUCUAUCUAUCUAUCUAUCUAAUUCAGCCUCUUCAUAUCUAUGUAUACGCGACUUGUACAUAAUAAACACCACGUUCCCGUAUCUAUCUAUCUAUCUUAGUUUAUUCCCACCCAUCACGGUCACUUCCUAUCUAUCUAUCUAUCUAUCUAUCUAUCUAUCUAUCUAUCUAUCUAUCUAUCUUAGUUUAUUCCCACCUAUCACGGUCACUUCCUAUCUAUCUAUCUAUCUAUCUUAG
Messenger RNA from Acanthosepion pharaonis, 660 nucleotides. Lineage: Eukaryota; Metazoa; Mollusca; Cephalopoda; Sepiida; Sepiidae. The record is from the annotation of a GenBank genome assembly.